This is a messenger RNA of Seriola dumerili (greater amberjack), 654 nucleotides long. RefSeq names its product RNA-binding protein Musashi homolog 2-like. Gene Ontology annotation, cellular component: cytoplasm. The transcript has 6 exons. Bases 52 to 531 code for a protein of 159 amino acids. The record is from RefSeq and is a predicted model, not a curated record. Lineage: Eukaryota; Metazoa; Chordata; Actinopteri; Carangiformes; Carangidae.
GACGUGGUGGAGAAAGUCUGCGAGAUCCAUUUUCAUGAAAUCAAUAAUAAAAUGGUAGAAUGCAAAAAAGCUCAGCCCAGGGAAGUGAUGUUUCCUCCAGGGACACGAGGUCGGGCGCGGGGCCUGCCGUACACGAUGGACGCCUUCAUGCUGGGCAUGGGCAUGCUGAGUUAUCCUAACAUCGUAGCUACGUAUGGCAGAGGCUACACCGGCUUCGCCCCGAGUUACAGCUACCAGUUCCCUGGCUUCCAAGCUACGGCGUAUGGACCCGUGACGGCGGCGGCGGUCGCAGCAGCUCGAGGCUCAGGAACCAACCCAGCUCGGCCUGGAGCGUUUCCCGGGGCCAACAGUCCCGGUCCCGUAGCGGACCUCUAUGGAACCGCCAGUCAGGACUCUGGUGUGGGCAACUACAUCAGCGCCACCAGCCCCCAGCCAGGCUCUGGCUUCAGCCACAGCAUCGCUGUGAUGUCAUCCAGCAGUAACCACUACAGCAUCCACGCAGUGAGUCCAGGCGGAGGAGGCACCAGAUGAAGAACAGCCAAAAACAACAGUCAGAAACCACAACAGAAACAAGACGAGUCUGCUCUGCUACAAACAUGCUACUGAGACCUCUGACUGUCCCUCUGACUGUCCCUCUGACUGUACCUCUGACUG